CCCCGGAUUGCCAAAGCGGUGCAAGGUUCCAAAUUUCCCUUUCAGGGAAGCGUUAUUCUUGACCUCAACUCCGACUCGAACACUGCUCGUGGCGUGUCGCUCUUGCCACUCGCGCGCUAUGCUGCGCGGAGCUCUGGGAUCCAGCUUUUCUUGCUCGAGUCGAUAAGGGCCGCUUCGCUGAAAUAACACCCUCCGGACCUAUACUGUACUCGGAAAUCGAAGCUCUUAGUGGGCGUCAUGAGCCUUUUUGGAUGUACCCGGCUUGGAUUUACUUCCUCGUGCUGACCUUCUCCAUGCGCCUGACCGUCUUGGCGCCUAUCGAAGAAAGCGCUUAAAGUCCACCGUAUCGAUCAGUCCACGGUUGCGAGUCUGCCCUCUCUUGAUUCUUUCCACCAUGUCUGACGACGCGAGAGCUCGAGAGACCGGUACCUCGACCCCUGACCGUCAGUCAACCCGAUUCGCCUCGACCGAUGAGGACGUUAUCGUGUUUCGAUCCAUCGACGGCACCCUCUUCAAUAUCCAUCGCUGUAAUCUACGCUGCGCGACAGAUGGGCCUUUUGCGGAAGACUUCCCACCCACGCCGGGAGAGAAGGUCGAGCUAACUGAGGACGCCGAUACGCUCGAGACCCUGUUCUCCUUCGUCUAUCCCGGUGUCUACCCAACGCUGGUUGACAUGCCCUUCCACAAGCUCGCGCUCGUCGCCGAAGCGGCGGAGAAGUAUCGCGUCGCAUCGGCGAUGGCUAUGUGUCGCGUUACAAUCCAUUUGGGAGCGUUAUAUAAAGAACAUGCGAUCGAGGCUCUACAGUACGCUUAUAAGCACGGCUACGAAGACCUUCUGAAUCUUGCUGCCCCGUAUUCUCUCAACACGAGCGUUCGGGACGUUCGCAGAGUCUGGCCACUUCCCCUUAUUGUGGCAUGGGCGGAAUGCAAAGAAGCGUGGCUACGCGCUUUUCGCGAAGAUUGUUAUGAGAUUCGACAUCGUUUCCAACAUCACACUGGUGGUAAAUGUAUGCAGUGGUCCAAAGUGGUGAGCGCUGUCGACGAAAGGGCGUCCGAUGCAGCUUCUCGGGCCAUAUUUGUGGAUUUGGAUGUCUUGUUCGACGGGGCGUCCGAAGGUGUGGCCUGCAUAGGAGGAACAUACGACUCUCAGAGUGUUGCUCGGUCAAAAUGCUACAUACAAUUGUAUGAAUGGAAGGAGCUAGUUCGACAGAAGACCUCUGCUAUACCAUCAUUAUCCACCUUUAUCUCGUUAUCGUAGUCUUAAUUAACACCAUUGCCGCGAGUUCACAGCCGUAAGAUCCUACUAAUAGGCUAGCCAGUAUUUGAAGUCUCCCAACGCAAUAUUCUUCACCC
Schizophyllum commune H4-8 is the source of this 1353-nucleotide messenger RNA. RefSeq lists its product as uncharacterized. The record is from RefSeq and is a predicted model, not a curated record. Bases 395 to 1258 code for a protein of 287 amino acids. Lineage: Eukaryota; Fungi; Basidiomycota; Agaricomycetes; Agaricales; Schizophyllaceae. The transcript is spliced from 4 exons.